Molecule: messenger RNA, 1719 nt
Organism: Verticillium dahliae VdLs.17
Lineage: Eukaryota; Fungi; Ascomycota; Sordariomycetes; Glomerellales; Plectosphaerellaceae
Product: xylosidase/arabinosidase
Exons: 3
Coding region: 1-1719 (572 amino acids)
Biological process (GO): carbohydrate metabolic process
Molecular function (GO): hydrolase activity, hydrolyzing O-glycosyl compounds
Source: RefSeq, a predicted model, not a curated record
AUGGCCAAGAUGAAGAUUACAGUGCAUGCGGCCCCUAUCCUGGCCUGCCUCACCGGCAUCGCGGCCCAGGACUCGUCUACCUCGAACUCAACGUUUCAGAACCCCAUCAUUAGCGGCUUCAACCCCGAUCCCAGCUGCGUCUUUGUGCCCGAGUUCAAUAACACAUUUUUCUGCGCCACGUCAAGCUUCCUCGUCUUCCCAGGUCUCCCCAUCCACGCCAGCCAUGAUCUCGUUCACUGGAAGCAUGUGUCCAAUGGCUUCAGUCGCCCAGACCAACUACCGGGCAUGGCUUUCCUGCCCAAGGCCACGAGCGGCAUCUAUGCACCGACGUUGCGUUUUCACGAGGGCAUCUUCUACCUCAUGACGACCCUGGUGAACCAGCAGCUCCCCCGCGUCAACGACUCCCGCUGGGACAAUUUCCUUGUGACCACCACAGACCCUUACUCCUCGGACGCCUGGUCCGAUCCCGUUCACUUCAGCUUCCCCGGCUUCGAUCCAUCCCCCUUCUGGGAUGACGACGGCAAGACGUACGUGUCCGGCGCCCACACGGCAGCGUACUACCCCGGCAUCAUGCAUGCGCCGCUUGACUUUGAGACGGGCGAAAUUGGCUCCAUCAUCAUGCCCUGGAACGGCACCGGCGGCGCCUCGCCCGAGGCCCCCCACAUCUGGAAGCGCGACGGGUGGUACUACCUCCUCCUCGCCGAGGGGGGCACGCGCGAGAACCACAUGGUCACAAUGGCCCGCUCCCGGCAACUCGAGGGACCGUACGACCCGGCCCCGGGGAACCCCCUCCUCACCGCCGCCAACGACACAAGCUCCUACUUCCAGGCCGUGGGCCACGCGGAUCUCUUCCAGGAUGCCGAGGGGCAGUGGUGGGCAGCCGCGCUGGCGGACGGGGCGUUCCCCGUCUUCACGCCCGUGACGGGCACCGUCUCGGGCUGGCCCCUGCCGCCGGAGAGCGUCCCGGCGCGGGGCGAGGGCCAGCUGAGCGACGCCGACGACGACGUGACGUUCCCGCCGGGGAGCAGCCUGCCCGUUCACUUUGUCCACUGGCGGCUCCCCAAGACGAGACACUACGCCGUUUCGCCUGCGGGCCACUGGAACGCCCUCGCCCUGAGGUCCUCGGUCCUGAACCUGACGGGCUUUGAUGCCGACUUUGCGCUCGGGCGCGGCCAGACUUUCGUCGGUCGAAGGAUGGCGCAUUCGCUGUUCAGGUUUAGCGUUGACGUCGACUGGACGGGUUCCUUGACGAGGGAGGAGAUGGAGGUCGGCGUUUCGGCCAUGCAGGACCAGGCGCAGCACUUUGAUCUCGGCAUCGUCAUGCUCACGUCGAACGGGAGCCGUGGCCUGCGGCCGCACCUGCGUUUUCGGGGCCACUCGGAGACGCCGUAUCGAGGACACACUCAUGUGCCGACCGAGGUGUUUCCCAUCCCGCACGAGUGGGUCGGCAGCAAAGCGAGGCUGCAGAUCGAAGCCGUGAACAGUACGCACUUUGCCUUUUCAGGGGGCGUCGUCGGUGCUGGCGGGGAAAGCGAGCUGCGUGUAUUGGGACACUGUCGGGGGAGGGAUCUGGUACCCUACUACUCUGGCGUCGUGCUCGGCGUGUACGCCACGUCGAAUGGUAAACAUGGAGAGCAGGCUUUUGAAACACACAUCUCGAAUUGGCGAUAUCGAGGCCUACGGCAGCUCAGAAGCGACGCGGACGCCGGCUCGCAGUGA